Molecule: messenger RNA, 2631 nt
Organism: Trypanosoma conorhini
Lineage: Eukaryota; Euglenozoa; Kinetoplastea; Trypanosomatida; Trypanosomatidae
Exons: 1
Coding region: 1-2631 (876 amino acids)
Source: RefSeq, a predicted model, not a curated record
AUGAAGUUCGAAGUGGAGGCGGAGGAUGACAGUUCGGGUCGUCCGCCCGUCGUUAACCCAUUAGACUCCCGGAAGGCGCUGCCAAACGUUCGCCCUCUUGCUCCGAAGGAUAGUGGUGGGUCUUUUCGCGUGCCGCAAGGCCUGUCGGGUCUGGCGAAGGAAUUCAAGGAAGGCUUGCAGCGCAAGGCGUCAAAGCUUUUCGGGUGGGGUGAAACGCCUGUGCGGGAGCCGCGGUGUCCUCCCGGAAUGUACACUGUGCGCCAGUUCCAAAACAACUUGGUGCGGGCCCUUGUGGCGAAGGACACCGUGCGGUUUGGCGGACUGCUAGACAAGUACAAGGAGUGCUGCCGUGAGGGCCGCAUUGUGGGCGUGCCAGGCUGCACCUCGUUGUCCGCGGAACACGACGGCGGCGGGGGGGAGUCCGCCAUCAGAGUCGUCGUCGAGAGUCAGCGGUCGCUCGUGGAUGGGGUUGACGACUUCACAACGGGCUACACUAUGACGCACCUCGCGGUGGCGUCAGGGGAGCAGAGUUUCGUGCACAGUUGCCUGGAGUUCGGCAGCGCGGUACACAGCUGCGAGGACCUCAACGGGGACACCGCCCUCACCCUGGCCUUGUGGUGCCAGCCGGAGGUUGCGUUUGCGAUGCUCGACCGCGGACGGGAGGUGGACGUCACACGCGUCGGGGCGCGCGGACGCAAUCUUCUGCACAGCGCCAUUCCCUUCGCCAGCGAAGCGCCGCCGUGGCCGCGCCGUCUGGAGUUCAUGCGGAGAAUCGUGGACGAGGAUAGCGCGCUGGCGUCACAGAAGGACUCAUUUGGGUUUACGCCGGCAAAGUGGGCCCUCGAAAACGCCGCCCAUUUCACCUCCAAGGAGGAAUGCAUGCAGAUCGUUCGAUUUUUGAAAGGGGUUGAGGCGGCGAACGAAGAGGAAAAGGUGCGAGCACAGGCGGCUGAGACUACAAGCGCAGGACAUGAGCUGGUCGUGGGCUCCCCUCUGCGAGGUACAACUGCCGCAGCAUCCACUGUGCACAGAGAGAUACUUUUUUCGGAUCGUGUGCGGCUUGUUUGCGAGGGCGCAUUCUCGCGUCUCAUUUGCGUCGCGCUUAUGUUUUGCUUGCACUUCUUUCUGUACGCCGUUGAUGUGGCGGAUCGAGGGGAGGAGGCCACGUACCGUGACGCGCGAUGGGAUUUUUGGUUCACGGUGUACAACAGCAUUGCCUCCAGCUGGAACGGCUCCGCCUUUUUUAUGGGAAUGACACACGCCGGCUGCGCCUUCGGGGGUGCCAUCGUGGGCGCCUGCGUGUACCGCUAUGGGUUCCAUGUGCUGCUGGGCAGAAGGCUUAUGCGCUUACAGAUUUGCGGAGCACAAUCUGCGGCGGAGCGGAAGUUUAUAAGAAAUUGCUUUGGAACUUAUUAUGCCUCCAUUUACGAGGGCAAGAAGCGCGGCGGCUACUUUGCCAUGGUCGUUGGCGCCGUCCUUGGCAUCUACUUUGGGACAAAGCUGUACAAUGCGCUCUUGUAUCGAUUUUGGCCAGGCCAACUCUCCUGGGCACUCAUUCUCCCGGUCUUGCCAGGGGUGGACGCCGUCACCGCUCUCCGUGGCUUUUGGUGGGCGGCCCUCAGCAUCGAUUGGUACAUCUUCAUGUUUAUCCUGGACAUCAUGUACCAGCAGGGCUCCCUCAACAUUUAUUUGCCGCAUCGCACCUUUGGCGCGUUUGCCGCGGGGAUCAAUAGGGUGCUCCUCUGGAGGAAGAAGAAGAAGAAUAGGAAGCAAACACAGAAGCAGGCUGUAGAGAAGGGCAUUGCCACUGUUCGCAUGGGGAUUUACUGGACACUUCUUAUUAUCGGCUGGACUGCGAUUGGCGCCGCCUUCCUCGGGUUUGAGCUGUUGUACGGCCCCACGAAGGAGGUGUUUGUGGAACCACUUAUUCCAGUGACAUGGCUGGGGGUCCCCGUCGUCAUUGCUUGCCUUUGCAUGUUCUUAGAGUGCGUGGCGGUGGCGCAGGAGUGGACGUGGCCGACGUUCCAGGAGAAUCCCCAUUUGUUUUUUCCCGGCCUGGCCGUCUCCACCCACCACGUCUAUUUUCUUCUUCUGGUCGUGAUGAUGCAGUGGUGCCUCGACCUCCGCAUCAUUCAGGAGCACGUUCUGCUAAUGCGUGGUCAGGCGGGUGGGAGUUCAACGAAGGACAUCAUGUGCCUCUGCGUCGCCCACAUUCCAGCUCUGCUUGGGCUCCUCCUGCUGCUUCUCCUCAUCCUUCGCUCUUCCCUCUGGCUGGAGCGGUGGGGCAGCGCGGGGCGAGCCCUCGGGCUAUACUCCGAGCACGUCUGCCUCAACCCGUGCCCGCUGGAGUCUGAGGAGGCGCUGAGGCUGGCAAAGCGUGAGAAGGAGCGGUUUGCUCGCACGUUCUCCCGCUCAUUGUACUGCAGGGCGAGGAUGGAGAAUAUGAGGGAGAAACUCCGCGUCCGCGACGCCGUCAAGCGUGUUGGGCAACAGUUGCACGUGACGCCGCCGCCGCCGCCGGAGCAGGAGGAAGCGGGGCCCCCAAAUUCACGCUCUGGCGAGGAGGCGGCCGCCGCGGCGGCAGCUCGGAGGGACUCCCUCUCGGAGGGCGAGUUCAUCCCCCUAAAUUAG